UCCGCCAUCCAGUGGGGUAAUCGUCUUCCUCUUUGGAGAGAACUUCGCCUCCCUGCCUAUGCAUUGGAUUUGAUUAUAUUUGUGUUUCGGUCCUCGGUAUGGACUCUCAAAAAGAGGCCUUACAGAGAAUAAUAACCACGUUGGCCAAUAAAAAUGAGGAGCUCCAUAACUUUAUGGAAACACUUAGUCACUCUCUGGCUGGUGUCCAGGUGAACUCCCCACAGGCAGUGUCCGACCUGGAGGAGGAGUUUGACAGAUUAUUCACCAUCCUGGUUGAGAUGAAGGAGAGCAUGAUCAACACCAUCAAACAGGAAGGGGCCAAGAAGACACAGGAACUACAGCAUCAGCUGACACAGAGUGGCAGUGCCCUGAAGAGUGCAGUGGAGCUGCUGGAGUUCGCCAACAAUGCUCUGGAUAUUCAAGACGAGGAUGAGUUCACUAAGGCUGCCAAGCAGAUCAAAGAUAGGGUAACAAUGGCACCAGCCUUCAGACUGACCAUGAAGCCCAAGGCCACAGAUAACAUGGACCAUCUCAUGGUGGACUUCAACCAGGAACGGCAACUCCUCCAGAACCUCAGGUUUCUGCCUGUCCCUCGAGCCCCAGAGAUGGAGGUAGGGGACUGUCUGGUGUUAGACAACACGGUGUCUGUAGCCUGGAAGAUGCCAGUGGAGGACAGCAAGAUAGACCACUACAUACUGGAGUACAGAAAGACCGACCACGAAGGACUGCCACGCAUCAAAGACGAACGGUGCUGGGAGGUGGUGGACAACAUCAAGGCCACAGAAUACUCACUGUCCGGUUUAAAGUUUGACUCGAAGUUCAUGAACUUCCGGGUACGAGCUUGCAACAAGGCAGCAGCUGGAGAAUACUCUGAUCCAGUUACCCUGGAAACCAGAGCGUUUAACUUCGGUUUCGACUCAUCGUCGUCCCAUCUGAACCUGAAGGUAGAGGACAGGAGUGUGGAGUGGGACCCCCAGGGAGGCAAGGUGCUGGAGAGCAAGGUCAAGGGCAAGGAGAACAAGGGCAGCGCUCAUCUUACCAAUCUGAAGAACAUGUCAAGAAGUGGAACUCCGUCCCCCAAGAGGACGUCAACGACACGGUCGCCCGCCAUCAGAGGAGGCAGAGACCGGUUCACUGGAGAGUCCUACACGGUGCUAGGUGAUACCAGUAUGGACUGUGGUCAACACUACUGGGAGGUGAAAGCCCUUAAAGACUGUAAGUCCUACAGUGUUGGGGUCUCCUACAGGAACCUGGGAAAGUUUGACCAGCUGGGUAAGACCAACACUACCUGGUGUAUCCACAUCAACAACUGGCUGCAGCCCUCCUUCGCUGCCAAGCACAACAACAAGGCCAAGAGCCUGGACGGCACCGCGCCUGGACGCAUCGGGGUCUUCUGUGACCUGGACUCAGGGCAACUGUCCUUCUACAACGCUGAAACCAAGCAGUUGAUCCACACGUUCAAGGCCAAGUUUAGCCAACCUGUGGUACCAGCCUUCAUGGUUUGGUGUGGAGGACUGAGCCUCAGUACAGGGAUGCAGGUCCCUAGUGCAGUCAAGAGUUUCCAGAAGAACGAGAACGGCCUGGGAGGUUCCAACAGCAGCCUCAACAGUGUGGCCCAGUAGCCCAGACACUCACGGGCUGCAUCUGGAACAGCACCCCAUUCUCUACUCAGUGCACUACUGUUGCUCUAUGCGGGCUCUAGUCAAAAGUAGUGCACUAUAUGGGGAAUAGGGUUCUAUAGGGCUCUGGUCUAAAGUAGUGCACUAUAUGGGGAAUAGGGUUCUAUAGGACUCUGGUCUAAAGUAGUGCACUAUAUAGGGAAUAGGGUUCUAUAAGGCUCUGGUCUAAAGUAGUGCACUAUAUAGGGAAUAGGGUUCCAUAGGGCUCUGGUCUAAAGUAGUGCACUAUAUAGGGAAUAGGGUUCCAUAGGGCUCUGGUCUAAAGUAGUGCACUAUAUAUAGGGAAUAGGGUUCCAUAGGGCUCUGGUCUAAAGUAGUGCACUAUAUAUAGGGAAUAGGGUUCCAUAGGGCUCUGGUCUAAAGUAGUGCACUAUAUAUAGGGAAUAGGGUUCCAUAGGGCUCUGGUCUAAAGUAGUGCACUAUAUAGGGAAUAGGGUUCCAUAGGGCUCUGGUCUAAAGUAGUGCACUAUAUAGGGAAUAGGGUUCCAUAGGGCUCUGGUCUAAAGUAGUGC
Oncorhynchus masou masou (cherry salmon) is the source of this 2191-nucleotide messenger RNA. It is a transcript of the gene fsd1l, whose product is annotated as fibronectin type III and SPRY domain containing 1-like. Lineage: Eukaryota; Metazoa; Chordata; Actinopteri; Salmoniformes; Salmonidae. Bases 99 to 1622 code for a protein of 507 amino acids. The record is from RefSeq and is a predicted model, not a curated record. The transcript has 14 exons. Gene Ontology annotation, molecular function: protein binding.